ACCCACCGCCCAGGGGCGGCUGCGCCGUGCCGCCCCUCCCCAGCCGGCAGCGGCGGGGCUGUGAGGUCGGAGCGGCGGGGAAGAAGGGGAGGGCGGCCCCCGCGGGGGGUCGUCGCCAUGACGAGAGGCUGCGCCGCCGCCGCCGCCGCUGGAGCCGCCGCUGUCCCUUCAGCACCGCGGCGGGAGGAGGCGGCGAUGGCGGGACGCGGGCGGGGGCCGUCAGGGCGCCGCGGCCGCUGAGGGAGCACGGUUUUUACUCCCUGUACACCCCUGGAAGGAGCUCACUAUGACAGGGCAGAGUCUGAAGGCUUUAUCUGAGGCAAAUUUUGAAGACAAUGAGAUCAGCAUCAACGUUGGAGGCUUUAAGAAAAAGAUGAGAUCCAACACAUUGUUAAGGUUCCCCGAGACCAGACUGGGCAAACUGCUGAGCUGCCACUCGAAGGAGUCGAUACUGGAGCUCUGCGAUGACUAUGAUGACACCAAGAACGAAUUUUAUUUUGACAGGAACCCUGAGCUCUUCCCUUACGUGCUACACUUUUAUAACACUGGCAAGCUCCAUGUGAUGGGUGAACUCUGUGUGUUUUCUUUCAGCCAGGAGAUUGAAUACUGGGGAAUAAAUGAAUUCUUUAUAGACUCAUGCUGCAGUUACAGCUACCAUGGGAGGAAAAUGGAGCCAGACCAAGAGAAAUGGGAGGAACAAAGUGACCAGGAAAGUACCACGUCUUCUUUUGAUGAGAUCUUGGCAUUCUACAAUGAUGCCUCUAAGUUUGACAAACAGCCCUUUGGAAACAUCAGGAGGCAGCUCUGGCUGGCUUUGGAUAAUCCUGGCUACUCAGUCUUAAGCCGAAUCUUCAGUGUCCUUUCAAUAGUGGUGGUGCUGGGCUCCAUUGUGACCAUGUGCCUGAACAGCCUCCCAGACUUUCAGAUUGUUGACAGCAACGGGACCCCCGAGGAGGACCCUCGCUUUGAAAUCGUGGAACACUUUGGUAUUGCAUGGUUCACUUUUGAACUGGUGGCGAGAUUUGCAGUAGCUCCUGACUUUUUAAAAUUUUUCAAGCAUGCCCUGAAUUUGAUUGACCUAAUGUCUAUCCUACCAUUUUAUAUUACCUUGAUUGUCAACUUGGUGGUGGAAAGUAGUCCGACCUUGGCAAAUUUAGGCAGGGUUGCACAAGUCCUGAGACUCAUGAGGAUCUUUCGCAUUUUAAAGCUUGCUAGACACUCAACAGGUCUCAGGUCUCUUGGAGCCACCCUGAAGUAUAGCUACAGAGAGGUAGGGCUUCUUUUACUUUACCUCUCUGUUGGCAUCUCCAUUUUCUCAGUCGUGGCUUACACCAUUGAAAAAGAAGAGAAUGAGGGGUUAGCCACCAUCCCUGCUUGUUGGUGGUGGGCUACGGUUAGCAUGACCACGGUUGGCUACGGGGAUGUUGUGCCAGGGAGCACUGCUGGCAAGUUGACGGCAUCUGCAUGCAUCCUAGCCGGUAUCCUAGUGGUAGUGCUUCCCAUUACACUGAUCUUCAAUAAAUUCUCCCACUUCUACAGGCGUCAGAAGCAGUUAGAGAGUGCCAUGAGAAGCUGUGAUUUUGGUGAUGGCAUGAAAGAAGUUCCGUCGGUCAAUUUAAGGGACUAUUAUGCUUAUAAGGUUAAAUCCCUUAUGGCCAGUCUCACCAAUAUGAGCAGGAGUACCCCCAGUGAGCUGAGCCUGAAUGAUUCACUGCAUUAGUGUACAAGUCCGACAGCAGUUUGCAUGAGAACUAUCAAGAGCUAUGUUUAUGAAUGUUUUCCUAUUUGUCUUUUUUUUUUUUUUUUUGUCCUAGAGGAUAACGUUGCUGACACUGCACUAACUUUGCACUUGAGAAACUAAAGAAAUUUAUAUUACAAGUUGGCAGUUUGCACAUCCUCAUCCUGUUGCAUCGGUACUGAAUGCUGACCUUUUCAUACAAGUGUUACCACUCCCAUGGCAUUAGUGCUAGCAGCAUAGUGAUGAUUUGUUACUUUGUGCACUUCCUCAUUUGAGCAGAGAAAUGAGCAUACCCGGGUGGAAUAAAAAUUCUCAGCUGUGAAACUAAUGAUGAACAACUCACCUCGCACCUAUACUGGUAUCUGUACUAGUUCAAGACCAUCACGAGGCAAAUGUGGGACUUCCGAUGCAUUUUAUAACUGUUUUUAAAGAAUCACCUGUAAAUCACUGACACGGGAACACUUUUCCCUAUCUUUCUGAUUGGUAAUUCUGCUCAUCACAUGUCUGAAAACACCUCUGAGCGUCACGUUUCAGUGGAAGUUUGCUUACUCUUUAGCACACGUGUUAAAAACUGGGUGUUUGUUUUGAAAUGCUGUGUACAGUGGUACUUUUUAGAAGCUCCUAAGCAUAGACCUACCUCUGUUUCCAGCAUUAGGUCAACACCGAGCCCUCUGGAGAAGCCCAACCCUCAUUUUCAGAUAGCUGUGUAUUCAAAGACUUCCUCGAGUGACUCUAGGUACGGAGGGCCAUGAAGACAUCUCAGGUUUCUCUUUUCAGAAGGGGUGUGCUCACAGCCUGGUCCCAGUGAAAUGCUUUGCAUUUCAGCCCAUCAAAAUGGUUCUGAGAUCAGCCACACAAAAACGUGGGUUUUCAACAAUUAGGAGCUCCAGUGUAAAAUCUGGAUUUGUUUAAUGAAGAGAAAUAUUCCCACAUGAACAGUACAGGCAGCAUUUUAGGAACUGACAUUCAUAUACUGCAAAAAGACUAAUUAUAAAGUUGCCAUAUGUGAUGCUGAGAUACAAAAUCUAAUUUUAUCAGGCAAGCUUGAAAGCAGGUGUUGAUGGCAGCCAACUCCAUUACGCUUUCUGCCAAGGAAACUCUAAGGGGGAAAAAAAAAUACCCUGCAAGUCACAUUUUCCCUCUGAAAAGAACUCACAAGUUACAGCUAAGAAAGACUGCAAGGGCCUAAGAAAAGAACAGAUACAGAAAAAGAGCUUAAUACUGCACUCACUGUGGGCAGAGCCUCCCACCCGGUGUUGUGACGUAGCCGGUUUAAAUCCUCUCAAGGGCUGGCCUGUACUUUUUCAAGUCGUUUUUUUUUAAGAGAGCAGAUCAUUCUGGGUUCUCAAGAGUAACCCUGAAUCUGCAUAAACUUAUUAUUUGAGUGAUCAGCCUUUUCCCUUAUGUAGUUGUACAGAGAUAAGCACUUGUAGCCAACAGGCAGAGUCCUUACAUGUCUGGUGAUCUGUGCUAUGAAACAAGCUCUUGGCACUCAGAGGGCAGAGCGGCCGUUCUCUUCAAAUCCUGCAGGUUUUCUGCCCCAUUUGUUACACGCUUUGCUACUUUUUUUAGUUUUAUUUUUUUCUUGUGAAGACUGGAGAGGUUCGGAAAAUAAAUUCAAACAGGUUAGAACGGAAAUUAAAAUACUAAAGCUGAAUUUGUCCUGUUUGGAAGCCUGUGCUUGCAUACCAUAAGAAGGAGUGGCACCCAAAUUAAGGUCACCCAACUGGCAGAAUAAAGCAAAUACGGUAUGGAUAUGUCCUGUUUUUUGGACUGUUAGGGGUUGCUGUCUGGUCUGGAUCUUUUGGUGGUGGUGUUGUAUCAACUCCACCUAAAACCAGAAAGCCGAGCACCCAGGAUCAGAUUCCAGUGAUCUGUCAAAGGAAAUACAAUGGGAAAUAACGUACUCCCCACCUUACCCGCUCCCCAAAAUUUCCUUUGAACACCCUCCCCGGCGGUCAAUAAGCCUUGAAUUGUGAGGGAAACGGGUCCUUCCUAGCCUUACCAAAAUAAAACUCCUACAGAUUUCAGCAGAGCCUGCACAAGCCGUGGAGUCAGUAGGCCAGGUGUUGCUCGGUAUCUCCAAACGUCAAAAAGCCGUAUACAUGGCCCUGAAGAUUGACUCGGAUAACCCAAAUUAGCAUCCAAACUUGAGACUUUUUGCUGAGGUUUCUCACUUCUGGAAGGCUGCUUCAAGUUCUCUACUGGGCCAUCACAGGCACAAAUUCAAUAGUCUCGUCCCUUCUCUCGCAUGAGUUUAAACUACCAUACACCUAUAAAUACCCAUCCGAAACACGGCACAGCACUAGGUUACCUGCUGGACUGCGACACUGAAAGAAAUAAGAGAAGGAAGAGAAGGGUUCGUGUAGCACAUCCGCACACUCCAGUCAGGUUAAAUACUGCCAGGGAGGCAAAAAUUGGUGUCGAGGCCAACGCAGCUCCCAUCGGGUGUGUUGCUUUGGGGCCUGCCGAGAACCUCGCUGUAAGCAGUGGGUUUAUCUCAGCUUCACGAGCAGUAGAUUCACGGAGUUCAGAACCAGUGACUUCCAGGGAAGUGAUCUGAGGAGACCUGUAAACUUGCCAAAGAGUCACAAAUUUCCUCAGCUGUUGCAAAUUUAGCAUUGCAAAGGUUGAUUCCAAACCUUGCAACACAUCAUUUCAAUAACCUAUAGCUCAUCUUAUGUUCUGGAUUUAUUACUCAUAGGGCCGAUGCUCUGUCAUUUCUGCAAGUAUCGAAUGGAAUGUGUCCAAAUUGCGUUUUACUAAAGAAAAUGAAAUGCCCCAAGGAAUUAUGACUUUUAUUGUACUGGUUGAAAGGAAUUUUCAUUAUUGCUUUUUUAUAUAAGUGCUUUGGAUCAAAGACACUAAAUAAAUAAAGUACUGAUAUUUAAUAUGUUCUUAUUAUCAUGACAAUGACUUUAUGCAGCACGCAGGAAUUCCCUUCAUAAACUUAACUAGCUCCAUGUUAGUCAGACGCUGCUCCCACUGCUCUGGAAGCGCAUUCCAGAGCUGCGCUGCUCUCCAAGGCUUGUGCAACUUUUAGCAUAAUGUUAUUAACAGCUGCUUUAUGUGAGCCUUUUCUCAUGCCAGCACUCUUCUGUAGCUUAAAUAAUUCCUUUUCCUCCUAGCGGUUGCAUGGGUGAUGUAUAGAUAGACAGCCAUCAAAUGCACUUAGAGGCUUAUCUUCAGGGGUGAUACCUGCCAAGAUCCUUUUAGUUUUCUUUUUGCAAGCCUCAUUCCUCUGAUCAUCCUAGGGGAUGUAGCUUUUUUUUUUUUUUUAUAAAUAUAUUUUUUUUCUGCCUUACUUCUGCUUAGAUUUAAUCUGUUUGAGCUGGCACUGCACAGCGUUGUAUCUUGAAUGAGAUCACUUUAUACAGCGCUAUUAAUAAUUUGCUUAGGCUAACUGAAUUUUUCAUUGAGGAGGAUAACAAUUAUUGCAAGUAAUGUUGUUGUCUUAACUCACCAAAAUUACCUAGGCACUAGGUCCAAAAUUACGAGCCCCAUCCUUCCUGCCAUUCCAUGAAUGAACCUCUUGCUAGUGCUCAGUCCAGUCCGUGGUGGAAAUCUUCAUUUCUCAUUAAACAGAAAAAUGUUUACAUUUUGAUGGAAAACUUCAAUAUCUCACAAGCUUUUUUGGGGUGAAGAGAAUGAGUACUUUUUGAGUAACCAGUACUUGCCCCAGGCUUCUUAAAUCACAGGCUUGUAAGAACAGGGCAUCUUCAGUUAUAAAACUACAGGUCAGAAUCAAAGUAUUGGGGGACUAAUUGGCAACUUUCUCCAGUAUCUGACACUCGAACAUCAUUGUGGUCAACAACCCGCUUACUACGGGUGUGCAGUUUAGUGAAAACGUUGCUCGUGCUACGUGCUCCUCCUGCCCUUUGAUGGUCACCUGCCUGGCAGCAGUGAAAGUGCUGCUACUGCUCUCCUCAGGCUGAAAGCCCCGAAGUGCUUAAAUGAGGAUUAUGGUAAUAUCCCAAAUGGAGAAACUUACUUUUGCCAGGAGUGAACUCUUAGAGAAUCUUGACAUCUAGCACAAAUCUAGGCAAUCAUUCGGAGAUGUCCCCGAGAAGCAAUAUAUUACGUUGUUUUCCUGAGAUGUAAAAUCUAUACAUAGAUUGUGAUUAAGCUUUUUUUGUUACGUUCGGAGUUUGUAUUACUGCCUGUUUUAGGAUUCACAUACUUCCAUCACUUGCAAAUUCUCUUUCCCUGCAGACUACCUUGCCCACUUUGAAAGCAGACUGUCUUUUCUUCCCAUAGUCCAGCAUGAUCUACUUCACAAGGAAAUCUUCAGAACAAAGAACUUUGCAUUUAAUUUUCCAACUUGAAUACCUUCGGUAUUGGUACCUUUUUUUUGUACAGGACUUUAUGAGAUGGCAGCAAACUACAGUAUCUGGUGCUCUUUGUACUGCGUUUCUUGUCCCCAUAGUGUGCUACUCACUCGAGAUCUCAGCAUUGUGCCACGACAUGGAAAUUAAAUGCACAAACUAUGUAUAUUAACACAGAGAUGAAGAAUUUAUUUACAUUUCAGGAUAUUGUUAGUAUAUAUUAUAAUAAAAGAGAAGCCUUCA
Molecule: messenger RNA, 6306 nt
Organism: Oxyura jamaicensis (ruddy duck)
Lineage: Eukaryota; Metazoa; Chordata; Aves; Anseriformes; Anatidae
Gene: KCNS2
Product: potassium voltage-gated channel modifier subfamily S member 2
Exons: 2
Coding region: 287-1720 (477 amino acids)
Biological process (GO): protein homooligomerization; potassium ion transmembrane transport; regulation of delayed rectifier potassium channel activity
Cellular component (GO): voltage-gated potassium channel complex; membrane
Molecular function (GO): protein binding; voltage-gated potassium channel activity
Source: RefSeq, a predicted model, not a curated record